This is a messenger RNA of Hevea brasiliensis (rubber tree), 2096 nucleotides long. RefSeq lists its product as uncharacterized. Lineage: Eukaryota; Viridiplantae; Streptophyta; Magnoliopsida; Malpighiales; Euphorbiaceae. The coding region runs from base 162 to 1733 and encodes 523 amino acids. Gene Ontology annotation, cellular component: chloroplast envelope. The record is from RefSeq and is a predicted model, not a curated record. The transcript is spliced from 14 exons.
AAAGAAAAGAAAAGAAAAAUCUGCAAUUCUAAUUUCUAAGCCACUCAGACUGUUCUCGUCGCUGCUGCUUGCUUGCUUGCUUGCUUUAACAGCUUCCUCCUCUCAUCUCUUAUGGCAAAACCUUUCAAAUUUUGCUAGAAGAAUACCCAAAGAAAAUCAAAAUGGCCUCUAUAUCCACAUGCUUCACUGUUUCCGCCAAAUCUCGCAUCCUAUGUUCUCAUCCAAUUUUCGCUUCGAAAACCUCAUUUCGUCUUAAACCUCCCGAUUCUUUUACUAGUAUCCAGCCACUUCAUUUCGUCAGAAUUCCCUCCAAAUUUACCAACUCUAGGGCUUCUGCGGCCUCCGUGAGGGCGAGCAUGGAUUUUCCCACAGGAAUUAGACCUGGAGGUGUCGUCGAGAGUGAUAAAUUGCCUGCAGAUGUGAGGAAGCGAGCGAUGGAAGCUGUUGAUGCCUGUGGAGGGAGGGUUACGAUAGGGGAUGUGGCCAGCAGGGCUGGGCUUAACUUGAAUCAAGCUCAAAAGACUCUCCAGGCUCUUGCUGCUGAUACUGAUGGAUUUUUGGAGGUGUCGGAUGAAGGUGAUGUGCUUUACGUUUUCCCUAAAGAUUACCAAUCAAAACUUGCAGCAAAGUCAUUUAGGAUGAAAGUUGAACCUUUGAUAGAGAAAGCAAAGGCCACAGCUGAAUAUCUUAUUAGGGUUUCCUUUGGAACAGCACUGAUUGCUUCAAUAGUUAUUGUUUACACAACAAUAAUAGCUCUCCUUUCAAGUAGAAGUGAAGAAGACAAUCGAGGAAGACGUGGAGGCAGAUCAUAUGAUUCAGGAUUCACCUUUUACUUUAGUCCUACUGAUCUAUUUUGGUACUGGGAUCCAUAUUACUAUAGGAGGAGACAAGUUCAAAUUGAUGAUGAUGGCAAGAUGAACUUCAUUGAAUCUGUCUUCUCAUUUGUGUUUGGGGAUGGUGAUCCUAAUCAAGGAAUUGAAGAAGAGAGGUGGAAGUUGAUUGGACAAUACAUUUCCUCCAAUGGUGGUGUCGUCACAGCUGAAGAACUUGCACCAUAUCUUGAUUUGCAGAAUACUGAGCAAAUUAUGAAUGAUGAGUCAUACAUUUUACCAGUUCUUCUACGGUUUGAUGGUCAGCCAGAAAUUGAUGAAGAGGGCAAUAUUCUGUACCGAUUUCCUUCACUUCAGCGUACAGCUUCUUCUCAGAGAAGUAGGAGGAAGGAAUAUGUAGGCAGGAGAUGGGCGGAUUGGAUUGGGCUUGAGAAGUUUUUCAGUGAGAAAAAAUGGCAAUUCAGUAAGACCGGUGCAGCAGAGAGAGCAAUGGUCAUUGGGUUGGGUGGGGCUAACCUGCUUGGAGUCAUUAUUCUUGGAGCCAUGUUAAAGGAUAUUGCUGUUACACCAAGUGGAUUAAUUAAAUUUGUUUCUGGCAUAUUUCCUCUACUUCAGAUAUAUGCUGGUUCUUUCUUUGCUAUUCCUUUGAUCCGCUGGUUCCUUGUUCGGAAGAGGAAUGCUGAGAUAGAGAAAAGAAACAAAGCCAGGGAACAGGUUGCUCGAACACUUGAGCUGCCUGAUCCUUCACUAAGGCGGAAGCUUCUGAGUGCUCGGGAUUUGGCCCAAAAGACAGUGAUAGGGCAGGAUCGCAUUGUCUAUAGUACUGACAGGGACAUAAUUGAGCAAGAUAUUGAGGCCCAAGAAUGGGAUAGGAGUUUCCGAGAGAUUGAGAAGUCAGAGUAGGAGGCAUUUAUUGGAGUUGAACGACCAGCAUUCUUCUUUCAGAACAUUAUAGCAUCUCCACUUUUAAUAUCCAGCCUCUUAGUGAAGAUCGAUUGGAAGCCAUCUUGGUAUGGCAAGAAUAUAUAGUCUCUUGACAUUGCAGCAGGGAUAAAAAUGGCUUGUAGAGUUGCACUUGUCUUGAUUUUAAAUAUUUCAAGUAUCAAAGAGUUCAUAGUUAUUUUGCUGGGAAAUUUAUCACACUUCCCAUCUUUUAAUUCAUCCAAACUAAACUAGUCAUCUCAGCCUUCCUUUAUGUAGUGAACGUGCAAUCAACUCGUCGCCAGUUGCGCAACUCAUUGAUUCUACUUCGUUCUUUUUUGUUUU